Prunus persica (peach) is the source of this 2898-nucleotide messenger RNA. RefSeq lists its product as uncharacterized. The record is from RefSeq and is a predicted model, not a curated record. The coding region runs from base 338 to 2695 and encodes 785 amino acids. Gene Ontology annotation, molecular function: protein binding. The transcript has 8 exons. NCBI's taxonomy places the organism in Eukaryota, Viridiplantae, Streptophyta, Magnoliopsida, Rosales, Rosaceae.
AUGAAAAAUGUUUAUUUAAUAUUGGCUCAUUUUCCCAAACUUUCCCAUGAGGAGGGAAAAUAAAACCCAAAUUAGGAGGAAGGUUUCACUUUGCCACCUACUUUCCCAUGGGCAGACAACGAUUUCCCAUGCCUGGACUUACCAAACAUGGGAAAACAAUUGAUUUCUCAUCCUCAAGUCUCAUUUCCCAUGAACCAAAAGAGGCCUUCAUGUGUAGGGGAUUUUGUGUUGUUCAAUUCUUUUAAUUGUCCUUGUUGCUAAUGAUUUCUCUAUAUUGUCUAUAAAAAAAGAAAAGAAAAAAAAAGUAGGGGAAUUUACAGGCCUCCGCAGAUUGAACAUGGCAGCUACAGUUUCCCCGAUUGCAAAUCUUCAACUUCUUAACUAUGAAGAUUGGAGUUUCCGAAUGAAAGUGUACUUGUUAGCUGAAGAUGUUUGGGACGUUGUGGAAGCCACCACCAAACCACCUAAACCAGAAGAUGGUGAGGUUGAGUUUAAGGCCUGGAGGAAGAAUAAUGCCAAGGCUUUACUUACAAUCCAGACAUGUUGCGGGGAUGAUAAUUACCAUUUAAUCAAGGGCAUUAGCACUGCCAAAGCUGCGUGGGAUACUUUGGCUGCAAAUCUAAAGCCUUCUGAAAAAGGUACGGAAGUAAAGUCCAGCUGUGAUGAAAGUGAUACCAUAGGUACGGAAGUAGAGUCCAGCAGUGAAAGAGGACAUAAUAAUAAUAAUAAUGAUGAGAGCGCUGUGAAUGUGAACCAUGGUUGUUUGUACAAAAGUUUGAACUCUGGUGAUUGGAAUGCUGCAAAGAAGUAUAUUGAUCAACACUCCGGCUCACUAAAACAUAGAGGUUCAUCAAGCGGUGGGACAGCUCUUCACGAGGCAAUCGAGAGGAAGCAGUCAGAAAUUGUAGAAGAGUUGUUGAAGCUGAUGACCAAAGAGGACUUGGAAAUUCAAGAUGACCAUGGUUUCACAGCUUUUUUCUAUGCUUUGCAAAAAGGAAAGGCCAAAAUAGUUGCCAGCAUGAUUAAAAAGAACGAGAAUUUAGUUACCAUGCGUUGUUGCGGCAAUAUGACUCCAGUUGUAUUCGCUUCUACUUCGGGCCACUGGGAAAUAGCUCGCUUUCUCUAUUCUCAUACUCCAAUCCAUGUUUUGACUGAAGACUAUAAUGGCCGCGAUGGUGCUGAACUUAUUUCCCAGUCCUUUGUCCACAGAAAUAAAUAUGAUAUAGAUAUUGGAUGGAAAUUACUUCAGAAAUGCCCAAAAUUGGUCCUUACUGAAGAUUACUUCGAGCAAUCCCCCCUAAAUGCAAUGGCUGGUUUCCGUUCCGCAUUUCUAAGUGGAAUUCCCCUCAAAUUUUGGCAACGCUGGAUCUAUAACAAUAUACACGUACAACCACCUCAACCUUCUCCUAUCAACUCUGAUGUUUGUGUAAAUUUUGAAGAACUAGAAGAUGACAAAAGAAAUCGAAGGGAUCUCAUUUCCUCAGAUAUACACGUACAACAACCUCAACCUGCUCCUAUCAACUCUGAUCUUUGUGUAAAUUUGGAAGAACUAAAAGAUGACAAAAGAAAUGGAAGGGAUCUCACUUCCUCAGUUAUAGGUUUCUUCCAAGGAGUUGUCAAGAAUCUUCUCAAACUAUUAGGAAUCCAUAACUUGCAUGAAAUGAGAUUGCGCCAUGACCGAAUUCUUCAAUUUCUACCGCUCGUGUGUGAAGUGGCAACAUGUAGAAAUCUUGACUGGAAGCAAACUGCCCUCGUGGAAAGGGCAAUCUUCCGAGCUGUAGAACGAGGACAAGUGGAGUUUAUUAAGGAGAUGUGUAAGGCAAAUCCAAGAAUCCCACUAAUGACGAAGGAUGAAAGCGGCAGGACACUAUUGCAUUAUGCCGUUGAAUGUCGUCAAGAAAAAGUAUUUAAUUUUAUAUAUGGGCUCAAUAAAUAUGAUAGGGGUACUAUCUUAACGAGUGCAGAUGGGUCUAACGAUACAUGUAGGACUACUAUCCUACAUGCAGCAGGGAGUUUAUCUGCCCAUGUUAAUCAUAUUCAAGGUGCAGCUUUGCAAAUGCAAAGAGAGCUACAAUGGUUCAAGGAGGUGGAGAGUAUUUUACCCCCCCAGGACAGAGAAAUCAGAAAUGUUACUGAGAAAAUGACAGCACGAGAAGUAUUCACUAAGAACCACAACAAAUUGCGGAAGGAAGGAGAAGAGUCAAUGAAAGGGACAGCAACUUCUUGCACAGUCGUAGGUGCCCUCAUUGUUACCAUUAUGUUUGCUGCUGCAUUUACAGUUCCUGGUGGAAGCAAUCAAGAUACAGGUUUUCCCAUCUUCUUAAGAAAGAAGUUAUUUAGGAUUUUUAUAAUUUCAGAUUCUAUAUCACUCUUUUCUUCGACGACAUCAGUGAUGAUAUUCUUGGGAAUUCUCACAUCACGUUAUGCAGAAGACGAUUUCCUUAGGUCUUUGCCCACAAAAAUGCUAUUAGGCCUUUUCACCCUUUUUUUAUCUAUCGCCACCAUGAUGGUUGCUUUUUCUUCAACUCUUUUUAUUAUGUUUGAGGGAGAAUCAUGGGUAUCUAUUCCAAUCAUCUUGCUUGCCAGCGUUCCAAUCGCCUCGUUUGUGUUGAUGCAAUCCCCCCUCUUUCUUGACAUUUUCAUGUUUACCUAUGGAAGAGGAAUACUUGACAAGAAGUGCAGAGCCUGGGAAUAAAAUCCUGAUUAUGCGGUAUGAUGUUUGUCUUAUGAUGUCAUAUGAUGUUCGUCUUUAGCUUUGUCACUUUUAAGAAGUUUUUAUGAAACACGUAAAGAAAACACAAUAUACGUAUGUGUUUCUAUAUGUAUCUAUUUCGUUCAAGUAAAACCAUCCUUGUAAUUAACUUUUUUUGAUGCAUACAUUUUUGUUUGAAUGUUUUA